AUGGAAGAAUUCUCAGCCAGUCCGCGGAAGAUCAGGCUAUCCUAUUCCGAUCCCGACGCCACCGACUCAUCAUCGGAUGAAUCGGAACCGCCGGAGAAAAAAUCGAAGAGAAUAACUCACGAGUUUGUCCUUCCGCAGGGAAGAAAUUUGAGAUUGGAGUGCGAUACGAAGGCAUCUGGCAAGGAACGCGGCGGCGGCGGCGAUGAAUUCCGGAACCUGAUCACGAAGAGGAAUUUUGUCGGCACGCACAAGAGGAAAUCGGGUAAGUACUCGGCCGAAAUUAGGGAUCGUCGGGUUAGGAAACGCAUAUGGCUGGGCACUUUCCGCACCGCGGAGGAGGCCUCUGCGGCUUAUCUCUCGCGGAAGCGCGAGAUUGAGGAAGAUUUGAGAGCGAGAAAAGGAAUCGUGUGGGUUUCUAGCAAGGAAACGCGGGAGCGCGAGAUUGAGGAAGGUUUGAAAGCGAGAGAGGGAAUCGUGUGGGUUGCUAGCAAGAAAACCGGGGGUUCUGAUUCUCCGUCUUCGGUUCUGGAAAUUACGGCCGCGGAUUCGUCCGAUGAGAGUGGCGGCGGUGGCACCGCCGUGCCGCCGGAGCGGAAGAUUGGGUUUCUAUGCGGCGUGCAGAUUGUUGAUCCGAAUGGAUUCUUGGUGGGGGAUUUCAGCAAGCUGGAUGAUCUCAGCAUUUCCACGGCGGACGACGGCGUCGUUUUGUUAGGUUAA
This is a messenger RNA of Salvia miltiorrhiza (redroot sage), 717 nucleotides long. Its product is annotated as ethylene-responsive transcription factor CRF3-like. The transcript has a single exon. Bases 1 to 717 code for a protein of 238 amino acids. Gene Ontology annotation, biological process: regulation of DNA-templated transcription. The record is from RefSeq and is a predicted model, not a curated record. Gene Ontology annotation, molecular function: DNA-binding transcription factor activity; DNA binding. NCBI's taxonomy places the organism in Eukaryota, Viridiplantae, Streptophyta, Magnoliopsida, Lamiales, Lamiaceae.